Fomitiporia mediterranea MF3/22 is the source of this 2381-nucleotide messenger RNA. RefSeq names its product TPR-like protein. NCBI's taxonomy places the organism in Eukaryota, Fungi, Basidiomycota, Agaricomycetes, Hymenochaetales, Hymenochaetaceae. The transcript is spliced from 11 exons. The coding region runs from base 21 to 728 and encodes 235 amino acids. The record is from RefSeq and is a predicted model, not a curated record. Gene Ontology annotation, molecular function: protein binding.
CGACUGCCGCUCUCAAUCGAAUGCACCGUGUCCGAUCUACGCAUCCCUAUUUGCGCCCUUCGCUCUCAACAUAUCGCCAUGCUGUGCAUUUGACUCGCCCAGCUCUUGCAUCUCUAUCCGCUCUCGCAACUCACCGCGGCCGUCUUGCCCCAACGGUCUUAUCAGCCCCGUCUCAUUCAUUUAAGCGUUUUGCCACUUCGACAACCCCGCAUUCUACGGCAAUUGAUCCGGCAGAGACAGAAGCACACAUCUGUCUUGAGAAAGGGACUCAGAAACUCGAGGAAGGCGACAUCGAGGGAGCCAAAGCUCUUUAUCAGCGCUCUGUCAACAUCAAGCGGGAUGCCGGGUCUCUAUUCAACCUAGGAGUCACUCAUUAUCACCUCAAGGAGUUUGACGACGCGAUUAGUGCAUGGAAAGAGUCAAUCGAGCUUCAGCCAGCAAGUCCGGAUGCUCACACGAACCUAGCAAGUGCCUACAUUAUUUCUCCAGUCUCGCGGCCGGAUCUCGCCUUGCAUCAUUUGAGAAUUGCAUCUUCACUUGCGCCGGAGGAUCCUGAGAUUGCUUUCAAUCUUGCUGCAGUGUUGGAAGCCUGUGGAAGAUUGGACGAAGCUCUCACACAGUACAAACGUAGUAAGGCCAAUGGCGUUGACCGGGCUGAAAUACAUAUCCGAAAUGUGAGCGCGAAAAUACUCGGCCAAAGAAUGAAGGACGCCGAAGAUAGCAAAUAGUCCGAAAUGACCGCAAGCAGUCUGUUGUGUUGUGUCACACUGCCUGGGCAAAGUGGCACACUUUUACUGAUCUUUCAUUUUUGAUGAUGAGUUUUACUUAUUGACCGGCCCUGUGGUGCCCCGUCCAUUAAUACUUAUACUUUGACCCCACUGGAUUAAUGUUGUGCAGAGAUAAAAGAGCAUGCACAUACUGCUUUGACCUUUCCUCAUUCAUAUAACGACUGCUAUGUCCAUAACUUGAAUUAAACAUAUCUUCCUUUGCCAGAAUCUAUGAUUAUCUUUAUUCUAUCAAUAUAGGGUUCUCCGUCGUACCUUCACCAGUGUGUUUCGAUGGCACCGUGCGAUCAGGCGCGUGUUGCGAGGUUGAAUGUGACGCGUGCUCGGCGGCCCUAUUAGACAAACCGUUGUCUUGAAACAUGUUUUCUACCCAACUGCGAGGAUUUCGCUUUUCAGUUUGGGCAGAGACGGGUUCACGUUGCCGAAUAUUGUAUGCACUUGAAGGUCCCGAAUUAUUCGCACGGGAUUUUGUAUCCGAGAGACCACCUCUUCCGAUGUAUCGCCCGAAUCCGCUGGAUCUGUUUCGGAAUGGAAAUGCACGUCCUCGUCUAGGACCAGGCUCACGCCAGUUGCCCCUCAUUCCUACGCCAUGAGGCUGAGCAGCGUCAAAAUAUUCGCGGAUCCCUCGUUGUGGUGCAGAACGUCUGGGUGGCGGUGAUGACAUUGCGACUUGCACGAGGAGGGUCUCAAGCUCGUCCUUAGAAUAAAUUGGUGAAGGAUGGUCAUCGGGUUUGAUAGUGAAUAUUCGAUCGAAAUCCUCGUCUGCCGAAGGAGGGACAAACAUAUUUUUGAAACAAUAGAGCACCUCGAUACCUUGUUCUGGAGAAUGAAUCGUCGGGUGAUUAAUACCUGUGUGAAAUGCAAACAGUCAAUCCAAAUGGAAUGCCCAUCGAAGUCAAAAACACGCGUCUUCAGCGUGGUGAACACACGGUGCCGCAGUCUCUCUCUGCAGAUCUACCAGAAGAGAGAGAAUGAACGAGUCAGAUCAAAUCUGCAGUGAAAACAAAGAACAGCUUUGGCUACAUGGGUAGGGGUAUCAAAUACGAUGCACCAUAUUCUCGUAUGAGGAAAUUGCCUAGCAAUAUUAAUCCAGUGCGACCUUUGUGUUUCAUCAAAGUUUGUCCUGUCAAUACAUACAGACAGGCUUUGUGCAAGGUAUGCUCGCAUGAGCCGCUCUACGGCCUUCCUGUCUCCAAGGUCAUCUUGAUUACAUCUGCGGAACUCAGGGAUAUUAUCCUGUAGCGCCUGUGCAAAAGUCGACUUUCCCGAUGCUAUGAGACCGACUAAGACUAAAACGAUUUGUGUACCAUCUUCAUUCCAGGGUCGAGUCUCAUUAGAGUGGCUCGAUUCAAACGAUGCCAUACUUUUUGGCCCGUGUUGCUUCCGUAUUUCUCCUGUGACCAAACCGAUGUCGCAAACGUGAAACAACGUGGAGGCAAAUGUUGAGUUUACAACAACGAUGAAACUUGGUCCAAAAUAGAUGGUAUGAUCGACCAGUUGCCAAGUUCUUUUUGCUACCGAUAUACUUUGAAUGGCGAUGAAUAGCGCCGAAGUAGCGAUUACUGCUGGGUAAUGAGCUGAAAACCAAGUGACGAU